Suillus bovinus is the source of this 723-nucleotide messenger RNA. RefSeq lists its product as uncharacterized. Gene Ontology annotation, biological process: intrinsic apoptotic signaling pathway. Gene Ontology annotation, cellular component: mitochondrion. The record is from RefSeq and is a predicted model, not a curated record. Lineage: Eukaryota; Fungi; Basidiomycota; Agaricomycetes; Boletales; Suillaceae. The coding region runs from base 176 to 706 and encodes 176 amino acids. The transcript has 2 exons.
CUCUUUAGAACUCCAAAACAUUUAUGUUAACAAGAUAUUCGGGGCAGGUGUCCCUGAUACUAUACCAUGCACCAGACCAUCCUUCUUAUGAGUUGAAUGAACGAGAAUCGAAACUUUAACGAAAUGUGUCCAUGCAGCGAGGGAGUAAGCUUUGUCUCAAACCACCACUAGUAGCAUGUCACCACGGACAUCUCUAGCUCACCUUUCCGCGUACAAACGUCUUAUCCACACGUCCAGGCCGUCAUUUAAUUUCGUCGGCCCUCCAGAUCCAACUUCCAACCUCCGGCCCAUUAUAUACACCACUAGUACUACCAUCUCUUCGUCCUCCCCAUCCAAGUCUAAACAGCACCCAUACUCCCUCAGAGAAUUCUCAGACGAUACGGUAGACCACGAGCUACAGUGGACGCUCCAUCGAGAACAGCUCGAUGCAUUCAAUCACACAUACUGGGCAGAGAGUAACGAGCGCUUUGAGGCCGCCAAAUCCUCAGUCCUAGCUGCCCUCCCACCCAAUGCACCUGCUGAAGCCCAUGAGCACGCCUUGUCUGACUUUUACAAGAAGUGGGUGGUCCAGGAACGGGCGCGCCAGGACGAGUAUGCCGUAGAGCUCAGGAAACGGACAUUUGAGGAUCUCUCGCUCUCUGCUAAAGUCAAAUUCCAGAGGGCAAAAAAGAGGCUAGCGAGCUGGAGAUUUAUUUCAUUUGUAUAGAUCUUGCGACUGCAGAA